UGAAAGGAUGCUCGGCAAACAACAAGCACACUCCACCUCAAGAGAACUCAAACAAUAUGCAAGUGCAAAUUAAGGAAUAUAUAAACCAAUCUGGAAAACGAGAUGGAUGUUUUCUGACCUGAACUAUGGGCACGAACAACUUUUGAGCGAAGUGAGACUUAAGAAGUGACAUUCUGGCGAGAAUUUCUGGAUAAAUCAGAUGCCCAUCUGUGUAUUGUAAGACAUGACAGAUGUAAAACGACCUCACUGGAUUUAAGAGAUUUGUGUAUCCGUGGUUCUCCAGCUGUGUCGCCGCUGUAAUCUGUACCAUUUUGCAACGAUAAGAAUGACCUCAGCAUUUUACGUGGUUUUGAUCUCACUCUUGGUUCAUUUCUCGGGGGCCAGUUGUCCUCAUGGCUGCCUGUGCACAGCUGACAUCCUGAACUGUGGCUCUGUGGGUCUGGACAGAUUUCCGAGUCCACUACCAUUCACAACGUCUGUCUUGGACCUCAGUCAUAACAGAAUGACAUGGCUAGCAGCAGGCACCUUUUACGGGCUCCCACGGCUGCACACUUUGCAUAUGUCCCAUAACCGCAUCUCUAUGCUCAGCCCAGGAGCUUUCCAUAACAUCAGCAGUCUGCAGUACCUGGAUCUCUCCUCUAACAAACUGCAGGUGGUGGGGAAGUACCACUUCCAGGACCUGAUGGCGUUGGAGGUGUUGUUGCUGUAUAACAACCGCAUUACCCGUGUGGAGAGCAACACAUUUAUGGGUCUCAGCAAUUUGAGGAAGGUUUAUCUCAGCUUCAACCAGCUGACUGACUUUCCCUUUUUCACCGUGCGCAAACAUAUCCACCCCAACCUGGUUACUCUGGAUCUGUCCUCCAACCGCUUGUUUCGUUUGCCUAUGGAUGACAUUGUGUUGUUGCCAGUAGCGGUCCAAAGAGGCUUGUUCUUGCACAACAACAGCCUCGAAUGUGAUUGUUCCGUGUAUCGCUUGUUUUGGCAUUGGGACCAAAAGGGAUAUGGGGCAGUUGAAGAAUAUAAGGAGGACUAUAGGUGUUUAAUGUACCGUGAUCCUCCUGUUUCAAUCACAUUCCUCCGCAGCUCUUAUUUCUUUGAGAACUGUACGGUGGGAAAGAUGAUAUCUCUUAUUUCUCCAAAGGCUGAUAAAGUUGUGCACAAGGGAGAACAAGUGAAACUAGACUGUACUGGAACUUUGAAUGGAGAAGAGCUGUCCUACAGUUGGACCAUCCCUCACCAAGAGUCGAUCAGUCGGCUGGUCCAAAAUGGAACCCUCCGUCUUAAUCAAGAUGGAAGCCUGGAUAUACUCGCAGCCCAGCCCACAGAUUCAGGAGUUUACCAAUGUACCGCCGUGGAUAACACCAAGAUGAUCAAUGAAACAAGAGAGGUGAAUUUAACCGUGCUAUCCCAGCGCUCCAUUGACGAGCCGUUCCACACCGGCUACACCACUUUGUUGGGCUGCGUCGUGACCCUAGUGCUGAUACUGAUGUACUUGUAUUUAACGCCAUGUCGCUGUGAUUGCUGUAGACCCCCUCCUCCCUCACCAGAAGACCCCUCGUUCAGGGAAGACCCUCUCACGUCUAUCUUUACAGCUCCCGCAAAUGCAGAACGGCACAAGGCAAAGUCUCAGCCGGACAGGCACGUAGUGUUCCUCGAGCCACUCCUGGCAGGGAAAAAUGGCCACCCAAAAGCUGCGUUUGUUGUCGAACAUCCCACAAUUGAAUGGGACAUGGAGAACUACACCAUUGUUGACAGAAAUGAGUCAGAGUAGCAGAUCAUUGACUUUAAAAUCAACAUCUUCCAGGAUUCUCAUAAGCUUGUUGGAAUUGAGGGCAGCUUCAUAAAUGAAUCUGUCAUAAUUCCAGAAAUAAAUUGUUUUGAUCCUGAAAUGACUCGCCUCACAGUAUUUGGUCAGUUUAAAGAGAUUUCUAUGUGCAGUCAUGGUGGUUGGUGGUGUAUGACUGUACUGAGAGUAAUGCAUUGACAAGCAACAAGGCCAAAAUGAUUACAUUAUUAUAUCAAAAUUUUGCAACAUUUUAUUACAGUUCACUUUGUAACUAACAUUUAAAUUAAAUGACUGAAUAUUUCAUCAAUUUAACAAGUGAAGAUUAAAAGAAAUAGAAGUUUUGCCAAGAUUGUCAUGACAACAGCAAAGUUUAUGUUGGCUCUAAUGCAGCAUUUUAUCUGAACAAAACAAAAGCUAUAGAGCUGCAGAUCAGAGCUGCUUUAACUUGGCAAUAUACACACAUUGUAUACAGAGUACACAAGAAUGAACCAUCAAUUUCUCUUGUGGUGUUUCAGGUGGCUGUGGAUAUUGACUCAAAAGCUAAGUUGAAAAUGUAUUUUGUACUCUCGGUCGGAAAAAAAAUGUACAUUUGAGAAGAUAAGGUGACGACAACCUCUUAAUUUGCAAGGGUGUUUUUGAAGGUAUUUACAUGGUCCAUGCACACACACUCGCACAAUGGGUGAUGACAAAUAUGAUAUUAAAUGCAGAGAAUGGUCUAAUGAAAGAAACACCAGUCUGUCUUGAGCGAAAUCCUUAACAGAAUUCCUUCCAGAUCAGUUUAAGACUGAGGCUUAAUCUUUUCAAAUGCAUUCUUACCAUUGGAUACAUCUAAUCCCUUAUGAUAAAGAUACAACGUAAAGUUGUAGUGUAGUGAUGUCUGUUUUUGUGUGAUAUUAUUCACCACAAAAUGUAACAUUAAGCUGCUAUUUCAGUACCGGAGAAGUGAAUAAAUGUAUAUCAUCAUACAAAAGCUGUCAUUGGGGCUGUACGCUUUUACACUUUUAAAAGUACACUUUUGCACCUAAAGAGUACACAUUUGUACCUCAAAGAUACAUAUUGCUACCAAAUGUAUAUAUAUUUGUACAACAUAUGCAAAAAAAUGUCUUCUGCUCACACCGUUUAGAUCCAAGGUAAAUAAAUAAAUCCACGGUUGAGGAAUAAAAAGAUUGAAAACACAGAAAAGUAAAAGCAAUGAAGUGAUGUCUGUUUUUGUGCGAUAUUAUUCAUCUCAACAUUUUGCAUUAAGCAAAUUGCUAUUUCAUUACCGGAGUGUGCUAUGGAAGAGAUUAAACACCCCUGCCACAAUUUUCCCUCCCACACCAUGCACACAAUAUGCAAACUAAAGGCAAAAUAUGAAAAUGAAAAAAUCAGCAAGGCAAAGGUACAGAGUUAAUCCACGCAGCCCGUUUCCAGAUGUAAUCAGAUUUAUCUGCAGCAACCCACUUUCACAUAAUACAUGUGUCUCCUGGUUGCUCUUGACUGUUGUGCAGUUUAUAAAGCCCUGUAGCAAACAAUUGCACAACAUUUAGGAAUUGUUUAACCUACAUAAAACCUAUAUUGGUUGAAACUAUGUAUUAGCACCUAUUGUAUUAUUGCUCCUGUAUGACAUAUCGCUUAUUGCUCCCUGAACUCUCUGUAAGUUUUGGAUAAAAAUGGUCUGCUAAAUGACUAAAUGUAAAUGUAAUGUCAUGUACAUUAAAUCACAAGGGACAAAACAUUUUUAAUAUAUUUGUUUAAAAUGUCUAUAGCUAUGCAAGGUAUUGUUGCAUUGUUUUAAUUGUUCAAUAUUACACUACA
Messenger RNA from Triplophysa rosa, 3583 nucleotides. RefSeq names its product amphoterin-induced protein 3. The transcript is spliced from 2 exons. Bases 326 to 1771 code for a protein of 481 amino acids. The record is from RefSeq and is a predicted model, not a curated record. Gene Ontology annotation, molecular function: protein binding. Gene Ontology annotation, cellular component: plasma membrane. NCBI's taxonomy places the organism in Eukaryota, Metazoa, Chordata, Actinopteri, Cypriniformes, Nemacheilidae.